Molecule: messenger RNA, 3688 nt
Organism: Durusdinium trenchii
Lineage: Eukaryota; Dinophyceae; Suessiales; Symbiodiniaceae
Source: the annotation of a GenBank genome assembly
GAGAAACCUUGUCCUUUUGUGGCCAUCACUUCAUGGAAGCCGAAUGCCCUCGGAGUGCUCGGCACCUUUGGUUGCCCCAGGUGUCUGGGACAACAGAUGGCACAGACGAGUUGGAAGAGUGGCUCGCUAAUGCGCGGCUGGAGGGUGUCCUGGUGCAGUCUGAGGAGGUGUUGGCAACUGGGCGGCAGCUCGGGGACCAGGCUUUCAGCAGGUUUGUGGCAUCUUUGCUGUCUGCUUCUGUGGAGUUUGCCAGAAGACCACCGCUUGAUGGCUUGCAUACAGGAAUCCGAAUCCAGCACAUUGAUUUGUCAGGCAACUGUCUGACUGACACUGCUGCAGCUGCCUUGGCAGAGUGCUUGGCAUGGAUACGUGAACACUUCGGUGGUCACGUCUUAAGGUCCUUGCACUUGUCCCAGAACCAAAUUGGUCCAGGAGGAGCUGAGGAGCUCGCCUUAAAGUUUUUUCCACUGGACUCCAGUCUUGUGGAGUAUGAUUUGGCUUUAUCUGCAAAUCCGCUGGGCGACGUUGGUGUGACCUUGGUGGCAAGGGCCGUCCAGAGGAGAAACUGCAAUGCAGUUUUGCAUCUGAGUGAUGUAGGAUGCGGAGCGGAGGGUUGUAGAUCAUUGACAGAUUGCCUCCCAGCACUCAAGGGUCUUGAUUUGAGCAAGAACAAUAUUCCUGGAGCGGAACUGCAAGCGCUGGCGGCUAAGCUGCCAGCAACUGCACGGUUUGUGCUGCCUGAAGGCCUGCCCGCUUCCCAGACGAUGGUGGCAACGCAGAUGACGAUGGAAAGGGCUGUGGUGCCAGAGAACAGAAAGGCGGCAGCGGCAGCUAACGCGGUUCCACGGGCUCAGGCUGUCCUAGACCGUGCCCGCCGGGCUUUGGGAAAACCGUCUGAUGCGACACCUGCCCCAGCAGCACCUGGUGCAAGAGGUGCAGGUCAUGACACACACUCCGUCAGCAUUGCCAGCGGAUUGCAGGCUACAAUAGACAAUCAAAUGUUCACACGUUCCAGAGCCCCAGUUGUGUGUCUUGCUCCAGAUGGAGGGAUGCUUCAGAGGCAGCACUCCCCUUCAAGAGUUUCUGCCACAGCGCAGGCAGUUCUUGAUCGUGCGCGCCAUGUACUGCAAAGGCAGGCUGCAACAGGUGUGUUGCCAAGAACUUCCUCCACGGCAUUUCGCAGUGGGGCUUCUGUGGCUCCACCACAAGCAACCAUGGAGGCAGCGCCAAGUCCACAGCUGCCAGAAGGAAACAUGGCUCAGAACGUCACAGAGUUCAGAACACAAGUCCCAUUGGCGGCUGAAACAAAGAAUUCAGAGUUGCCAAAACACGGGGCUCUCGGAACUCUCGGAGCUCUGAGCCAAGAGCAACCGGCAGAAUUGGCAUCAGCCACAUCAAGAUUGGCUUCCGCUACAGCGGCACUUCAACUUCAGCUUGGAGUGGAGAGGCGGCCCAGACAAGCUUCCGAGGGUGAACGACUGGUGCCAGACGAGUGUGAGCCCGACGCUGAGGCCCUCGCUAUGCCAGAGCGCACGGUACGCCUUGAGCGAGAAGUCGCUGAGCUGAGGGAGGAUGUUCGCAGGAUUGAGCACACUGUUUCAUCCCUGCAGAUUGAACCGGAGCAAGAGGACAGGAUUGAAGACAAUGCUGAGUUGCUCUGGUGUGAAGGGUUGACAUCAAAGAUCAAGCCUGAUUGCGAUAUGGAAGAAAAGAUGAAGCAGGAAAAGGAGAACAAUGAAGGCUCAAUUGAGGAGGAUGAUAUUUGCUCAAUGCCAAGCAUUGCCUCUUUGAAAGCAGAGAAGGACUUAAGGGAGUCUGAGAGCCUGCCAAGCAAAAGAGACCUAAGCCCAUUGAAGAGUGAAACAAAACCAUCCAAGGGCCCUCCAAAGGGAAAAGGUAAAGGUCCUCCUUUACCUUCUUCGAGCCCGAAGGCCUCGCCGUCCAGACCAAAAGAUGAGGCGAAUCCGGAGCCCAAAGAAGAGGCUAAAUUGCAAGAUCCAUCAGCUCUGCAGACUCCGCAGGUGGCUGGAAAGGGGAAAGGCAAGGCGAAAGGCGGUCCCAAAGGUGUUCCCAAAGGUGGGCCAAAGGGAACCGGAAAGGGCGGUCCCAAAGGUGGUCCUCCAACAAAGGGAGGAGGACCAGGCCCUCCUCCCAAAGGCGGUCCUCCAAAGGGCCUGGGGCCCGGCCAAGGCCAAGGACCGGCCAAGGCUGAAAGCAAGGCACCAUUUCACAAGAAAUUGUACUGGAAGCAAGUUGACAUUGCAGAUGCUGAAGGGACCAUCUUCAGUGAGGAGAGUAGACGCAGGGCAAACACAUGCAGUGCGAUAGAUUUCAAUGCGCUCUCCAAAAUUCUUGAAGCUGAGAAGACCAAAGGUUCUCAACUUCAGCGUCGCUCUUCUGGCGUUUUGAGCAAGGCUCAGAUGCGCAACAUCGGAACAAAAGUUCUGAGCGACCAUCGAGCUCGCAAUAUUGCAAUCGUUUUAAAGCGAAUGCCAACCAGCACAACUGAACUGGUGCGUGUCCUCAGCAGUUUGCAAUGGGAGGACGAUCGCAUAAGCAGUGAUGACUUGGAGCAGAUUCUAGAAGCGAUUCCAACGCAGGAUGAAGCCAAGAAGCUUCGAGAGCAUAGCUCACCGGAGGCAUGCCAAAAGCUUCGAGAUGUUGAGCAGAUGGUCAUGCCUUUGACCCUGUUGAACCGAGCCUCAGCAAGAGUCAGAGUGCUUUGUAUUGCGCGCAAUGUACGCCUGCAAUUCAAGUCGACCAUGAGAAGCUUAGCCAGAAUUCGGGCUGCCUGUUUGGCAAUCCAGAAGUCUGGUAUGUUGCGUAAUGUCAUGUUGCUUGCGCUCCAGCUCGGCAACUUCAUCAACCACGGGGAUUCGACAAAGGGAGCUAAGGCGAUUGCCAUUGGCUCCCUUUUGGCCCUACGAGACUUUAAGUGCGGAGAGGGCAUUUCGACCUUGCACUUUCUUUGUGCAUCUUUGAUGCGGUCGGGGCAACCCGAUGCUGCCCAAGUCCUUCAGCGCGAGCUACAGCCAGCAGAAAGAAUAGCAAAGAUGCAGGUUCAGGGACUGUCAGCAGGGAUGAAGGCCUUCGAACGUGAUCUCGACAGCAUCAAAUCAGAGUGCCGGAACUAUCUAGAAGAGUAUGAAGGAGGCGGUGAUGAUGCAGUUGAGCCCGCGCUUGAUGAUGAUGCAAAGGAAUUCGGACAGGAGCUGGCAGAGGUCCAAGCAGCGGCUGCCGCCGCGGCCUGCGACAUGCUGGAAAGCCCUAGGAGACGGCAGAAGGAAGACGAAGAUGCUACCCGAUGGGUUGAGGACGUCAUGAAGAUUCGCGGCAGUGCUCAACGCCGGCUUCGGUGCAUGAGGUGUAUCAUUGAGAAGCUUUGCAGCCUGUUGAAAGCUGACAUGGAGUCCACGGCAGAACAGGUCCAUGCGACUUUGCGCUUCUGCGGGGUCCUACUGCCAAAGUCCUCCAAUGAGGUGCCAGUAGACCUGGAGGCACUCCUUUCCAACCUCUCCGAGUUCACAAAGGUGUUCAAAGAGCACUGGGAUGAGGUUAAAAAGAAUAUGUCGCGCUACCAGCAGCUUUUCAGUGACGGUGAAAGCGCAUCAUCCAGCGGCGCCCAGUGAGGCAGUCGCUAUGCUAAUGCAAACUGAGAAACCCGCCGGGAAUACUUCGCAAACCGAUC